CCCAACCCCAGUGCUUCUUGGCGGACCUGGCCGGUGAUUUGCCCUGUCAAUUAUAUUUAGUUGUCAAGCCACUUGUGCAACCGCACUGAUUUGAAACCACUAUAUCUGCAUAUAAAUACACCUCUCUUCGUCUGCUACUUUUCUUGUCCCUCAACAUGACUGCAUCCGAGGCCUAUCUGUCUCCAUUAGUACUUGCUAUCCUAGACCAGUGGCUAUAAUUCACAAGAGCACACGGUAUAUCUUCGGCAGACGCUGGCCCUAGACAACUUCACCCACCGAGCAACUUGACAGAUAAACCAUCCAACAUCGACCAUGGCGACAAAUUUUCCUUGGGUUCUUCCUGUUCGAGUCGCUCAAGUCAUUUUUGCUAUCAUAGUUCUUGGGUUAACAGCAUACUACAUCAGUUGGUAUAGCUACAGUGACACUGUGAAUUUCAUGCUUUUCAACGGCAUAUGGACAGCUUUCGUUGCCGUGCCUUACCUUGCCUUCGCACCAAUGUACUUCCCACGGGUCGCCCAUAUACUAAUCAUGGUGGCUGUCGAAGCAGUCACCAUGAUCUUCUGGUUCGCAGGGUUCAUCGCCUUGGGGGUCUACCUACCACCAUCAGAAUUCUGUCACUGGAGUAGAUGUCGGGCACUGCAGGCUGCAACCGUGUUUGGGGCAUUUGAUUGGGCACUCUUCGUCGCCACCACUGUCGUAGCUACGCUCGAGGCGAUGCGAUCAAGAUCCAACAGUGCGAGUACGAAGCCCGGCCUGUAUGCUUCUGGCCAUGUCAAUGUGUAAACAACGGAAGUGGGCAUCGAUCAAUUCACAUCUUAGCGAGGGCCUCAUUUGCAGCCGCCAAGACUAUUGAUGCCACCCAAAGCCUUUGGACGGGACGAUUGACGACGAUAUGAAAUUAUACCGCUCAUAGCUGAGAAGUGGAAGGAAUAAUGAGUCAAGGGCGGCUACGCGGCGUUCAUAUGCUGGGAUUUGUACAUCAGACUAUAUAGCAAGGGAUACCCAUGUCUUAAAAUUAACCGAAGCCUUAUAAUUUCAGCCUUGACUCAUGUUCUAGAAUCAUGGUUGGGGC
Messenger RNA from Aspergillus aculeatus ATCC 16872, 1072 nucleotides. RefSeq names its product MARVEL domain-containing protein. The coding region runs from base 313 to 783 and encodes 156 amino acids. The record is from RefSeq and is a predicted model, not a curated record. The transcript has 3 exons. Gene Ontology annotation, cellular component: membrane. NCBI's taxonomy places the organism in Eukaryota, Fungi, Ascomycota, Eurotiomycetes, Eurotiales, Aspergillaceae.